AUGAGGAGCCAGCUUGAGGUGAACAAGCAGGCAGGAGGAAGCGGAGGUUCAUCGCAGGCUGCCCCAUCUUCCCCCACGUCCUCCUCCGCUCCCCCCACGGACCCGCAAGCCCUGGCGGAGCUGAACGCGCUGCUGGCCUUCAAGGCGUCCGUCCUCGUCUUCAACGACCUCCUCGCCUCCUGGAUCGUUCCCCGCUCUGCCUUCAACGCCCCCUCCGCCUCCUCCGCUUCCUCCCCCGCCUCCCCCGCCUCCUCCGCCUUCCCCGCCCCUUCCACCGCCUCCUCCGCCGCCUCCGCCGCGUCCCCCGCCUCCCCCGACCCCUACAGCUUCCUCUGUGCCUGGCGCUUCGUCACCUGCUCCCCCGCCCGCCCUGGUGGGGCGCGUAGAGUGGUGGAGCUGAGUAUGACCAGGUUCGGCCCGGACCUGGACCAGAGGCCCGUGCUGAUGCUCACCCGCAGGUCCGUGCUGGAGGGGAGUUGGGACGGUGCAGGUGCGGGGAGUGACGAGGGGAGCACCGGUGACUUCUCCGCCCUCACAGCCCUCACCAACCUCUCUAUCGCCAACAAUCGUGACUACCGCGAAAUGGCUGGGCUCAUAGGCGCCUUCCCCUCCCACCUCGCCGCCUGCUCCUCCCUCCAAGUCCUCUCCCUCACAGGCCACAGGCUCCUCGGCCCCCUCCCAGACUCCAUCUCUCUCUUCUCCUCCCUCAGGCACUUACAGCUGACCCUUCACAUCCCGGUGCUCACACCUCCCUUUCCCCCAACUGCCAUCUGCGCCUCGAGACACAACACACAUCCUUCCCUCUCUCCCUUCCCUCUCUCCCUUUCCUCUCUCCCAUUCACCCUCUCCCCUUCCCUCUCUCCCCUUCCCUCUCUCCCCUUCCUCUCUCCCCUUCACCCUCUCCCCUUCCCUCUCUCCCCUUCCCUCUCUCCCUUUCCUCUCUCCCCUUCACCCUCUCCCUUUCCCUCUCUCCCCUUCCUCUCCCUGUUAACUCACCCUCACCCCCUCCCCUACCAACUUUCCUAA
Molecule: messenger RNA, 1026 nt
Organism: Closterium sp. Naga37s-1
Lineage: Eukaryota; Viridiplantae; Streptophyta; Zygnematophyceae; Desmidiales; Closteriaceae
Source: the annotation of a GenBank genome assembly